CGCCGCUGCUCAAAGGGAGAAUAAAAAGAUGUCCUCGCCAUUCUCCUUCCACUCGCCGAGCCGCACUCUGCAACCUGAAACGGUUGUGUCAGCUAUAGCAAGAAGCGCGACGUUGGCGAAGAGUCGGAGAUCGGAAAUCCACCUGAUUCUCUCCGCUCUCCUCUCCUCCUCCAUCGUAGGGUUUGAUUUGAGCUUGAGUUUUUGAGUUCAGAAAUCCGGAUCAAUGACCUCCGAGAAGGAAUUGGUGGACGGUCUUCAAGAAGUCGGGAAGCAGCUUGAGUCUCCUCCCACCGACGUCGACGAUCUCCUCUCCCUCCUCGACCAAACUGAGAGUCUCUUAACAAGAGUCCAUCAAUCACCAAGUCAGUCAAUUAUAGAUGCACUUCGUCCUGCCAUGAAGAUGUUGGUCGACAAGAGGCUUUUGAGUCAUUCAGAUGACAAUGUGAAAGCGAUAGUCGCUUCAUGUACCAAUGAGAUUACCAGAAUCACUGCCCCUGAAGCUCCAUAUAAUGAUGAUUUAAUGAAGGAGGUGUUCCAGAACAUUGUUGACACACUUGACAAAUUGGAUGAUAUAUCCAGUGACUCAUUCUUUAGGAGGGUUUCUAUUCUUGACACCUUUGCCAAAGUUCGAUCGUUUGUUGUGAUGUUGGAUCUUGAAUGUGAUGCUCUGGUUUUGAAUAUGUUCCGCAUUUUCCUUAGAACAAUUCGGCCAAAUCAUAGUGAGAGCAUCUUCUCCUCCAUGGAGACCAUUAUGACUGUUUUACUGGAGGAAAGUGAUUACAUCUCCCAAGAGCUUCUCUUCUGUCUUCUGGAUGCUGUUAAAAUUGAUAAUAAAGACACAUUACCAAUUGCUCGCAUGCUUGCAGAAAGAGUGAUCACUGAUUGUGCCCCAAAACUAGAACCACACUUGAGGAAAUUCGCUAAGCCGAGGAAUGUUUUCUUAAGAAAGUAUAGCAAAGUUGUUGCUUCCAUAGUCGAAGGCAAGUCUGGUUUUAGAGGGCAACAAGCCAUAAAUUCUGCCAAUGUUGAGGAACUGGCAAAUACAAAGAGAGAGGAUUCAGAUGGUGAGACUGUUAACAUUACAUCCCCAAAUCUAAACCCCACAGAGAGUUCUGACAAACCAAGAUCAAGAAUAGGUCGUCCACGUGGUUCAAAUAAUUCAGGAACAAAAUUAAAAAUGCUGGCAGGUGCCAAGCGUAAGAUUGUUGGCGAAGUUUCAUCUGCAAAACAGAAUUUUGAGAAAGAUGUUGCAGGAGAGAUGAGGCAGAAGAUGCAAAAACUAGAUGAAAGAUUACUUGGUGAUAGAGUUCAAGUAUGGUGGCCAGAGGAUCAGCAGUUCUACACUGGCAAGGUUAUCCAGUACAAUCACCUCACUAAAAAACAUAAGAUCUUAUAUGAUGAUGGGGAUGUGGAGACACUUAUGCUCAAGGAAGAGCGUUGGAUGUUUGCCAGUGAAACAAGAACAUCCCCGACGUCUGAUCUUACUGAACAUGCAAAAGAUGCUAAUGAUGCUUCUCUGGACGACAAAGCGGCAAAGAUAAAAUCAAAUUCUACAGCGGGAGAAAUAUGUGUGCAGACAGCAAUAAAAAGUCCUGCAAGUUCUGAACUGCCGAAGCGAAAAGGCCGACCACCUAAAGUUGGAAGCUCUGGGCAAUCUAAGCCCAAGGAAGAUGUUUCUCCCAAGGUUGAAAAGAAACCUUUGUUCGAUGGCACACAUGAACCUAAAAGCAAAAUCACAGUUGACGAUAAAGAUACACACAGAAGUAAACCUGAUGAAGAGUUAUCGAAACUGGACCAAAAGCCAAAGGAUAUACCUUCCCCGAAUGCAAGUGGUAUUGAACCAAAGACAAGUUUAGAUUCCAAACAAGAGAACUAAAGAUUUGGAGAUGUGGAGGCAUUAUCAAACGUCUUGAAAGAGUUAAGAUUUGAAAUUGAGUUUGUAAUCCUGUUGUAAUCCUGUUGGCUACUGAACUCGGUUCAGGCAAUCACAUUACUCCAAGGAGUUGUCUUAUGAGCUUUUUAA
Zingiber officinale is the source of this 2023-nucleotide messenger RNA. RefSeq lists its product as uncharacterized. The record is from RefSeq and is a predicted model, not a curated record. The transcript has 13 exons. NCBI's taxonomy places the organism in Eukaryota, Viridiplantae, Streptophyta, Magnoliopsida, Zingiberales, Zingiberaceae. Gene Ontology annotation, biological process: DNA repair; mitotic sister chromatid cohesion. Gene Ontology annotation, cellular component: chromatin; nucleus. The coding region runs from base 224 to 1876 and encodes 550 amino acids.